Messenger RNA from Armigeres subalbatus, 1626 nucleotides. RefSeq lists its product as uncharacterized. Bases 1 to 1626 code for a protein of 541 amino acids. The transcript has 5 exons. The record is from RefSeq and is a predicted model, not a curated record. NCBI's taxonomy places the organism in Eukaryota, Metazoa, Arthropoda, Insecta, Diptera, Culicidae.
AUGCGGAAGGACGGUACCAGUUUUCACGGAGCAACGAAGGCCAUUCCAGUGAUGGUUACUAAAAAGUUCCGGAACCUGGCACCAGCGGAGGCGGCUGUGGAAGAAUUGGCCAGAAAAGAUGUUUCGGAUUUCGAAGGGAAGAAGAAGGUACUCGCUAAGAAGAAGAAAAAGAAACCGGCAACUAAAUUAGAUGAGUUGAAUGAGCUCUGUGUAGCUCUCGUGAAGAAAAAGCAUCUGAAUGCUGGGCAAAUGCUGUCUUCAACGCCUCCACAGACACUCCCAUCAUCACUUCCACGGACGCUGACUCAACAGAAGCUGCCUCUAGUACCUCCACAGAUACUGCGAUCACCAGUUCCAGAAACGAUUUCUUCGUUAAGCAUGCCACAGAUACUGUCUGUAGGAUCACUGUCUCCUGAACAAAAACCAUACGACGAACAACCAUCGACAUCAUUCGGCCACCAGAAUGUAAGGCCUGGAGCCCCUCCGUUUAUGGUAGAAAUCAACGCUGCGCUGUUGAAUUCCGGUAUAUCAAGCCCAUCCGACCACGGAAACGCUCAAACUUCCCUUGAUGUAGUAGGACAGAUCGUUCCAAAGAUCGGACCAGGCGAGCUGCUGAUUUCAAAUAAUGACCAAGAUCUUGACACAUACACGACAUCGAUGACCAACACUGGGACUGGUUUCCUUCAUCAAGGAAAUAUGAUGCAAACUGAUGAUUCUAACGAAGAUGUGACUGAUCUUGACGCGCUGAUCAAACAAGCAAUUUGUGAUUCUGUGAAUGACUCUGUUCCUAUGGCUAUCGAAUCUCAUCUGGGCAAAGUUAUCGAAAAGGCCGUUUCUCAAGCGGUUUCCAAAGCUGUUGAGCAGACAGUAUCCAAAGCUGUUGAGCAGGCGGUAGCCAAAGCAGUGGACAAAUGCUUUGAAUCAAAUUUUCCGCGUCUUGCAGCUGUUUUUGAAGUUAUGGAUAAAGAGAAAGAUAAAACCUCAUCAACCAACGAUAUCAUCAUCGAAAAACGUCCUCUCAUCGACACCGAGGAAGAUGUUGAGCAGUUCAACAUUGAAUUGAACGACGGGACACUGCAAGCUAAAUUUUUGGAGUACUACGCUCGCAUCAUUGUACCGAAUGCAUACGCUGGCAAAGGCGACAAUGCGUGUUACGUGAUAGCGGACUGUCUCUUCACUAGACAGUUCUGGAAUAAGUUUACGUGGACUGGAGUGAACAGGGGAGAAAAAUCGUCUCGAGGUUUUCGCGAAUUCGGGAACGUGACAGAUUUGAUGUUGAAGCUUGUACAAAUCGGUGAUCCUACGUACAAAAAACAAGAUUUGGAAAAGUUUUGCAAGGUAAGGCUAUUCAGACACUGCAAAACCCGAUCCAACAAGAAAGUGCUCCGCAAAUCCACAUGUCGUUGUAAGCGAAGUGUUCCGAGGAAGAAACUUCGAAUCGACGAUCAGUGUGCAGCCAAUGACCAACAAACUUUGGCUACAGCAUCAUUGUCACAGGACGCCGAAAAUGUGAAUGAUUCUGAUGAUGCGACCAACGAGGAAGACUAUUUUACACAUCCGACCGAAUCUUCUGAUGAUGACGAGAGAGACCAUGCGUCAGUUGACAGUGAUGACUCUUCUGAGUGA